Dovyalis caffra is the source of this 2526-nucleotide messenger RNA. Lineage: Eukaryota; Viridiplantae; Streptophyta; Magnoliopsida; Malpighiales; Salicaceae. The record is from the annotation of a GenBank genome assembly.
AUGCCGGUAGCGGCCUGGCAACGUAGCUUACCCGCUGGUGCACAUUUUAAGCACAGUGCGCAUCCCCCGCUUCAAAUAGCACUUGCAAGAGCCACUUGUAUAAAUAGCGCACGCGUUAGCGCGCAUUUGUUAACACUCUCACUCACAUCGAAGCAAAAUGGAAGUCGAUACAGGAGAGAAAUCAAGCAUUGUGAUCGGCCUCAUAGAGAACAGAGCCAAAGAGGUAUGGUUGGAAUGGCUGCUUUUGAUUUAAGGGCAGCCUCACUGCAUCUUUCUCAGUAUAUUGAAACUAGCAGCUCCUAUCAGAACACAAAAACUUUGCUCCAAUUUUAUGAUCCUGUGGGGGUCAUUGUUCCUCCAAACAAAUUUGCACCUGAUGGUAUGCUCGGAGUUUCAGAGCUGGUCGAUCGAUAUUAUGCCUCGGUCAAGAAGGUUGUAGUGGCCCGUGGUUGCUUUGAUGACACCAAGGGUGCUGUACUGGUUAAAAAUCUAGCAGCCAGAGAGCCGUCAGCUCUUGGUUUGGAUACUUACUACAAGCAAUACUAUCUCUGCCUGGCUGCUGCUGCAGCUACAAUCAAGUGUUUCAACUCCAUCAUACACAGGAUAGAAGCAGAGAAAGGAGUCAUCAUCACCAACCACUCAUUGUUGCGUCCAAAAUUUAGAAAUCAUCGAGCCAUUUCAUUCUACUCUCUUGGGAACAACCAACAAGAGAAGAAGUCUAUUCCACAUGCUCAAGACAACGAAAACCACAGGAGGGAUGAACUAAUGAGCAAUGAGCAGCUUUUUUUGGACUCUCUCAGGCUCUGCGUAAGUUUCCAAAAGAGACUGUCUUGGAGUGAUCUUGUUCAUGUUCUUCAUUCAGAUAGGGUACUCUGUCACUUCUGCUUUAAACCUAAGAAAGUCACUAAUGAGGUCUUGGGUGCUGAUAAUGCUCGAAGAAGCCAAGUUCUGAUAUCAAGCAUUAUUCUACUUAAAACUGCUUUAGAUGCCUUACCUUUACUCUCAAAGGUACUCAAGGAUGCAAAAGCUUUCUUCUUGCAAAUGUUUACAAGACUAUAUGUGAAAACGAGAAGUAUAAUUCCAUUAGAAAGAGGGGGAUAUGGACCUAGGUUGAGGGAAAUGAAGGAAAAUGAUAAUAGUGAUGGUAAUGGCAUAGAGUUGAUAAGUGCUAUUGGAGUGGGAGAGGUGAUUGAUGAAGAUGUGCUUCACGCACGGGUUCCUUUUGUUGCUCGAACACAGCAGUGUUUUGCUGUCAAGGCUGGAAUUGAUGGACUUUUGGAUAUUGCACGGAGAACAUUUUGUGAUACCAGUGAAGCAAUACAUAAUCUUGCAAAUAGGUAUCGAGAAGAAUUUAAGCUGCCAAAUCUGAAGCUUCCAUUUAACAGUAAACAAGGCUUUUACUUUAGCAUUCCACAGAAAGACAUCCAGGGAAAGCUUCCAAGCAAGUUCAUUCAGGUCCUGAAACAUGGGAACAAUACACAUUGCUCAACUUUAGAACUUGCUUCGCAUGAUAUCACCCCAAUACCCGGCACAUUAUGUAAAUAUCAAGAUAACAACACAUAUACUGAGUCUAAGAACCUCAAUUCAGUCUUCCUGCCUGAGCCUGGAAAUUUCUCAUUGAGUUUGCUUCAUGGUGUGAAAUGUGCAGCUGAACCCUUACUAAACGCCAUAAGAGAGGACGUUUCUGCACUAACUCUGCUUGCGGAGGUCUUAUGCCUUCUAGAUAUGAUCGUUAAUUCAUUUGCUUACACAAUCUCAACUAAGCCUGUAGAUAGAUAUACCAGACCAGAAUUUACAAAUAAUGGCCCAUUGGCAAUUGAUGCUGGAAGACACCCUAUACUGGAAAACAUACACGAGGAUUUUGUUGUAACCUCCAAUCAAAACGUUACACUUGACACUUAUAGGAGUGGGAAGAGCACUUAUCUUCAACAAGUGUGUCUCGUAGUUAUUCUUGCUCAGAUCGGUUGUUAUGUUCCUGCUCGCUUUUCAACCAUAAGGGUAGUUGAUCGCAUAUUUACAAGGAUGGGUUCAGUGGAUAAUCUUGAAUCAAACUCCAGUACGUUCAUGACUGAGAUGAAGGAGACUGCUUUUAUUAUGCAGAAUGUCUCCCAAAGGAGUUUGAUCAUCAUGGAUGAACUUGGCAGAGCUACUUCUUCGUCUGAUGGAUUUGCAAUUGCCUGGAGCUGCUGCGAGCAUCUGUUGUCACUGAAAGCGUAUACCAUAUUUGCUACUCACAUGGAGAACCUAUCAGAACUAGCAACCAUCUAUCCAAAUGUCAGGAUUGUUCACUUUCAUGUUGACAUAAAAAGCAACCGUUUGGAUUUCAAGUUUCAACUCGAGGACGGACCAAAACAUGUACCACACUAUGGCCUUCUACUAGCAGAGGUGGCUGGACUGCCGUGCUCAGUGAUUGAAAUGGCUAGAAGCAUCACAUCAAAGAUUACAGAAAAGGUGAUUUCUCUCAAGCAACUCAUUAAGGCUUCAAGUUUGAUUUCAAGGAAUAUGUUAACUACAGUGUUGCAGUAA